CCGAUGCGGCGGCCCUCCUGAAAUUCCCCAGAGAAGACAACCAACCACCCACCACUCCCAAGUCUCCCAAGUCCCAAGUCGCCGCCGACGCCACCAGCAGCAGCGCGGCCGAGAUGGGGGGCGGGGACGCGGGCCCGGAGGCGGCGGCGGCGGAGCAGGGGGGGCAGGAGGCGAAGCGCGCGGCGGCGGCGGCCUACGACUACGAGGCGGACCCGCGGUGGGCCGACUACUGGUCCAACGUCCUCGUCCCGCCGCACCUCGCCGCCCGCCCCGACGUCAUCGCCCACUUCCGCCGCAAGUUCUACCAACGCUUCAUCGAUCGUGAUUUGGUGGUUGAGCCUAUGUCAACCACUGGUUCCACUCAGCCGAGCAGGCCAGACAUAAGGUCUUCACCUUCAGCAUCCACUGAGAGUGUCAGGGCUCGCAAUUCAGGUUCUAGUUCCAGAUCAGCUGCCCCGCCACCAGCAGCACCACAAGCAGGGGCUGCAAGCCCUUUACGUUUCGAUGCAAAGACUAUACAUUUCUCCGUAAAUGCCUGGGUACUGGUUGUUGCUGGUCUGGGAAUGCUUCCAAUCUUGCCAAAACAUCUUGCAGACAGAGCUUGCAAGCUUUCGUUGCUGGGAACAGUCCUCUCCUCAGGAUAUUCUUUAUACAAUACUUAUGGGAAACCAAGAGAAUUGAACAUGGCUGCAAUUCAGGGUUGGUUGCAGUCAGUACUUGGAGCCAAGGAUUUUAUCCAUUUAAUGUUCUCUUUGUUGCUCGUCACAUCUCAGCUGCACUUAAAGAUUGCUGCGCUACCUGUGUUCUGCUGGGCCCUUGAUCAUGUUGCCAGAUUCCUAAGGCGUAACUUUUCCCGCUCAUCUUUCUACAGGGGAUACUUGGAAGAGCCUUGCCUUUGGGUGGAGACAAACAACACCACGCUCAGCCUCCUUAGCUCGAAUGCCGAACUUGCCUUGGGGUUCCUUCUGAUCAUAUCACUGUUCUCGUGGAGGCGCAACUUCAUCCAGACAUUCAUGUACUGGAACGUGCUGAAGAUGAUGUACCGCGCGCCCGUGACAUCCAGCUACCACCAGAGCGCGUGGGCCAAGAUCGGGCGGACCGUCAACCCCUACAUCGACCGCUACGCUCCGUUCCUCCAGACACCCAUCUCCAUGGUCCAGCGGUGGUGGCUCAGGUAGCGAGCGAGACACGGAGGAAUCUUGCAUGCGAGGCCUGUGGCGGAGAGGAGAAAAACAUAUAUCUACUAUUACUACUACUACUACUAACUAGCAUCGACCUUUCCUGGUGAUUUCAAACUAUUACGCUCGAAAGUCGGGACUCGAAACACGACAUGUACGUGGUUGUGCGGUUUAUUCCCAUGUUGGAGCGGUAGGCUUGACAAUGAGAUGGUUGGUCGACUUGGGCAGGCGGAUGCAUCCUCAGUACCUCUGUGGUCCUGUGCCGUGCCGAGCUUUCGGAAGGUGCCUUGGAGUAGCCUGAACUCGAAUCAUGGUGCUGUCACACCGAAGUCCCUGAUUUACGCCGAGUACUUUUGCCUUA
This is a messenger RNA of Aegilops tauschii subsp. strangulata, 1539 nucleotides long. RefSeq lists its product as uncharacterized. Lineage: Eukaryota; Viridiplantae; Streptophyta; Magnoliopsida; Poales; Poaceae. Gene Ontology annotation, biological process: endoplasmic reticulum tubular network organization; membrane organization. Gene Ontology annotation, cellular component: endoplasmic reticulum; membrane. The record is from RefSeq and is a predicted model, not a curated record.